UUUUCUUUGGUGUGAAUCCUGCACAGAGCUUCCACUUGUUUUACAAACAGUGAGAGUCAGUGCAGUGAAUACUAUUCACACAAGUCUCUCCAGUCUAGUCUAAUGUCAGCGUACGGCCAAUAGCGCUCGUAGUGACGCUGCAGUAGGUUGGCCCUUCGCUUGCAUUCAUAAACGGAUAUUAUAGCUAAGCGUUGAAUGUACUAGCUACAGAUACAGUCAAGUCGGACCAUGGCGGAAGAAGAGGACACGAAAAUACGGAUUUUACAAAGCCUGCGGGGAAAGAUAUGUGAAGGCAAGAACCUGGGUCCGUGUUCGGGGCCCAACCGACAGCGGGACCUCUGCACCUUCUGCACCAUCAGCCUGGACCAGGAGGAGGUAUUCCGGACCAAGGUGUUUGACAAAAGCCUCAGCCCUUUCUACGGUGAGGACUUCUACUUUGAGAUCCCACGACCAUUUCAGUGUUUGUCCUUCUACGUAUUCGCCAAGGGUGUUUUUCAGAGGGACCUGCCUGUCGGGAAAGUGUCCAUCCGGAAGGAGGAACUGUGUAAAUUCAGUGGGAAGGAGCACUGGUUCGGCCUGCAGCCCGUGGACCCUAACUCUGAAGUCCAGGGAAAGGUCCACCUGGAGAUGCGUCUGAAUGAACUGAUCAUAGAGAAUGGCUCUAUGUGCCAGCAGCUACUGGUUCGGAUAAUAGAAUGCCAGGGCUUGCCUCUGAUCAGUGGACAGAACUGUGAUCCGUAUGCCACUGUCUCGCUCGUUGGGCCUGCCAGGUCUGACCAGAAGAAAACAAAGGUGAAAAAGAAGACCAGCGACCCUCAGUUUGAGGAAACCUUUAACUUUGAGGUCACAAGGCCCAACAGUUACACAAAAAAGUCUAAUUUCCAAGUAGAGGAGGAGGACAUUGAAAAGCUGGAGAUCAAAGUUGACUUGUGGAACAAUGGGAAUUUGGCGCAGGAUGUCUUCCUUGGGGAGACGCGGGUAUCUGUCAAGAUCCUGCGAAAUGACCACAUUCACAGGGCCUGGUAUCUCCUCCAGCCUAAAGGAAACGGGAAGUCCAAGACAGACGACCUGGGCUCUCUGAGGCUCAACGUAACCUACACCGAGGACAAUGUGCUGCCAUCCGCCUGCUACACACCGCUCCGCACGCUGCUGCUCAAGUCCCCAGACAUUAAGCCCAUCUCGGCGUCAGCAGCCCACAUUCUGGGGGACAUCUGCAGGGAGAGGUAUGAGGCGGUGCUGCCCGUGGUCCGCCUGCUGCUCCACCACAGCCGCCUGGUGCCCUUCGUCUCCGCCAUCACUGUCCUGGAACUGGAGAACACUCAGGAGGCCAACACCAUUUUCCGUGGCAACUCCCUGGCAACGCGCUGCAUUGACGACAUGAUGAAGAUUGUAGGGCGGAGCUACCUGACCGUCACCCUGAAGCCUGUAUUGGAUGAGAUUUGUGACUCCAACAAAACCUGUGAGAUUGACCCGAUCAAACUGAAAGAAGGAGACAACGUUGAAGUCAACAAGGAGAACCUGCAGGGGUACGUUCAGAAGGUGUUCUCGUCCAUCACCCAGUCCAGCUCCAGCUGUCCCCCGCUCAUGUGUGACGUGUUCCGCUCGCUGCGUCACAUGGCCUCCAAGCGGUUCCCAGAUGAUCCUCACGUCCAGUAUUCAGCAGUCAGCAGCUUCGUGUUCCUGCGCUUCUUCGCCGUUGCCGUUCUCUCGCCACACACCUUCCAGCUCCGCCCACACCAUCCUGACCUUGAGGUCUCCCGAACACUCACUCUCAUCUCCAAGACCAUCCAGACUCUGGGUAGCUGGGGGAGCCUGUCCAAAAACAAACUGUCUAGUUUUAAAGAAUCCUACAUGUAUGAUUUCUUCAAAUCAUUCCAAGAAGACAAAUGUAUUGAAAAAGUAAAAAAGUUCCUAGAUGAGAUCUCCUCCAACGUCAGUAAGGAGUCCAGCGGGGUGGAAGACUCUGUGGUUCUCAAAGAGGGGGAGAUACAGAAGCGGGCCCAGGGAAGGAAACGCAUCGGCAAGAGGAACUUCAAGAAGAGGUGGCUCAGAGUGACCAACAGGGAGCUCUCCUACCACAAGCACAGAGGGAAAGAAGCACUCUGCAUUAUCCCAGUGAAGAAUAUCCGGGCUGUGGAGAAACUGUACGAAAGUGCCUUUAACCGCAAAAAUAUGUUCCAGGUGCUCCACAGUGAGAAGCCACUGUACGUGCAGGCGGGGAACUGCGUGGAGGCCAGUGAGUGGGUGGAGGUGCUGAGCCAAGUGAGCCGCUGUAACCCGGACCGCCUGGGCACCUUCCACCCCUCGGCCCACGUGGCGGGGGCCUGGCUCUGCUGUAGGAGCCUGAGCGACAACCAGCCGGGCUGCAAGCCUUGCACACCUACCUUACUGGCUAACCUGCAGCUGGACAUCGACUGUGACCGCGAGACAGAGAGAAUCUUCUCCCUCCUCACCUCCAGCUACUCCAAGCUGCAGAAGAUGGAAGAUGCGUGUGCCAGCAUCGCUGUGUACCAGGGACCUCCGAGGGAGCAGGACGACUACUCCCUGUUCACCAUCCAGGACCCCAAGGAGACAUUCCACACAGUGCAGCAGAUCACACACAUCCUGGAGGAGCUGCAGAGAGAGCACGACACUCGCAGCGGCACCGCGCAGUACGGCAGCCAAGAGAAUCCGAUAGUUGGGAAGACAUCCUAACCAGUCUAGGUGGGUCUGUCUGGCCUGAGUUCAACACUGGAGCCUCAGGGUGGCACCGUCGGGAUUGGUACUGAGAACGCUGCCUGCCUCCGCGAAUACCAAGAACGCAUUACCCCCAAGGUUGUGCUCUGCACCCCCUUCCCCGUCCACCACCGUGUGACUGGACGGACCGUCCAAUAGAGGAAGUUAGAAUUGUCACCUGACCCUGACCAGAAGCUCUCAUUGGUUCAGAAGAGGAGACCCUUAGUUGUUUUUUAAAAUUCUCUUUCCCCGCCUGUCUCCAUCCCUCUCUCGUUCUCACACACCACUGCCCUAAUCAGAGGAGAAUGUGCUUGCUCUCGUCUUCUACUUGAUUUGCACAACAAAACUCAAUCAUUUCAUUGAAAUCUCCCCUUUUUCUACAGUUCGGUGAAGACCAGACAACAUCAUUAGUUGGUGUGUGUGUGUGUGAAUAGGCUGCUAAAAGAAUCCCUUUUAUACACUCAAUGUUUUUGAUCAUCAACCAUCAAGAUGAUGAAGCUCUCAAUCUCUUGGGGCUUCACUGUUUGACGUCUGUUUACAACUAAACAGCAAGCUGAUUUUGUUUAUCUCAUUUUCUAUAAAAGGGAAUUUUUCUCUCCUUCCUCCUCCUCUACCCACCUCUAUAGUUUGUGCUUUGAACAAAUGCAGGUGUUUCAGAGUACAGUUAAGUGGAUGAAACCGAUCUGCCUUAUUUUUCUUAAUGGAUGUAUGUGUAAAAGUCUCUCACAUCCGUCCUCGGGUUAGGGAAUAAUGCCCAAGCACUUUACAUAUUUGGAAUAUUCCAGAUGGCAUCAUUUUAGAUACGUGGUAUCAGUAAACCCCCCCCCCACAUUGAUCAGUUAAAUGAUCUCGUUUACGUUCUCGUUUCCAUUCCUGUACGAUGACGUUUAUAGCAUGCAGAUUUUAAUAGCUAUUUUUCUUACACCAAAGAUGAAAAUUUCGUAGGAUCGACUUGGGAAAAAAGGGUAUAAAUGUGUUUUGAAUACAGACUUUUUGAAAAUGGAGAGAAAUGCAGGAUAUAUUUAGUUCAUGUACAUUUUGGUAAAUGCAUUGUUCCUCCUUUUAACGAUGUAGACGAUUUGAUUGAGUAACGUUCUAAUGUUCUCUGGAAAUGCAGAGGGACCGUGGUCGGUAGUCUGUGACAACCGCUUCACCAUGUAGUGAUGUCACUGCAUAUCAAUCACCAUAAAUCACAACAAGAUAGACAAUCCCCUUCACUUGCCAAUCUAGCCCCUUAGAUAGCCAUCACUGCAUCACUGGCCCACAUUAACUAGUAGUCAAAGCUCAGGGAUGAUAGACGAGUUUCCCACUAGUACACUGAACAAAAACAUAAAUGCAAGAUGCAACAAUUUCAAAGAUUUUCCUGAGUUACAGUUCAUAUAAGGAAAUCAGUCAAUUGAAAUGAAUUCAUUAGGCCCUAAUUUUUGGAUUUCACAUGACUGGGAAUACAAAUAUGCA
Oncorhynchus mykiss (rainbow trout) is the source of this 4173-nucleotide messenger RNA. It is a transcript of the gene rasa2, whose product is annotated as RAS p21 protein activator 2. Lineage: Eukaryota; Metazoa; Chordata; Actinopteri; Salmoniformes; Salmonidae. Gene Ontology annotation, biological process: regulation of GTPase activity; intracellular signal transduction. The record is from RefSeq and is a predicted model, not a curated record.